UAAAUAGAACACGUAGCGUAGUUUUCUACUAGAAUGUAGACACCUCAUAGAACCCGUCUUCUACUGUUUAAUUUGUUCUUCUGUUAACAAUACAGACAAACAUGAAUUAAGAGCCCGGACCGAUAUGACCUCUUGCCGUUCUAAUUAACAAGUUCUGCGUUCUGACACCUGUGACCUAAAAGAGAAAGGAAAAAUGGAUAAGAAUGAUCACUUGCGGAAAACACAGAGUACGAUAGAGAAGAGCAUCAUCAUCUACUCAUAAAACUGAAAGGUUGACAAUGUUUGUAGUCCUGAAUGAGAAAUAAUGUUUCACAUUAGGUCGACCUUCAGGGAAAAUUUUGCAUGAGGACCACACAGUACUACCAUACCACACACAAAACCAGCUCUCUUCUCGCACCAUUCUUGUGGCCUCAUUAAUCUUUCGUUCUCACGGCGCAGCGCCACCGAGCAACACAGCGACCGAGCUGCCGUACUGAUCCAAAGGAUUUGGUAACAUCUUCAAGAUUCCAUUGUCAGAAGCUUAUUAGAGGAGUUCCUAUGAGCUAGACAGAGGAAGGAAAAUGGAUAAGGAUCUGUUGGGGAAAAACACACAGGUGGGGAACCAAGAGGAUCAUCUACGUAUAACAUGGCAAGUGUUUGCUCAAGAAGUGAAAGAGGUUUGUUGUGUAGCAGGGCCCAUGGUGGUUGUGAAUUCUUCUACCUUCUUUUUGCAAACUAUUGCUCUAAUGAUGGUGGGUCACUUGGGUAAACUUGCUCAAUCUAGUACUGGUGUUGCCAUCUCUCUCUGUGCUGUCACUGGUUUCAGUGUCAUGUUUGGAAUGGCUUCUGCACUUGAAACGCUGUGUGGCCAAGCUUAUGGAGCUAAGCAAUAUAAGAAGCUUGGUGUUCAAAUUCAAACUGGCAUAUUUUGUCUUUAUUUAUGCUGUCUUCCUGUAUGUUUGUUAUGGCUCAACUUGGAAAAAUUAUUGAAUUUUCUUGGUCAAGACCCUUUGAUUGCACAUGAAGCAGGAAAAUUUACAGUUUGUUUGAUUCCAGCACUUUUCGGUUAUGCAUCACUUCAAGCCUUGGUUCGAUACUAUCUUAUGCAAAGUUUAGUCACUCCUCUUGUACUCUCUUCUUCAUUUACCAUAUGCUUCCACAUAGCUUUAUGUUGGGCAUUAGUUUUUAAAUCUGGUAUGGGUCGUUUUGGAGGAGCACUUGCCAUUGGUACUUCAUAUUGGUUGAAUGUGAUCUUACUUGGGUCAUAUAUGAAAUUCUCUAACUCUUGUGAAAAGACUCGAGUUCUGAUUUCCAAGGAGCUUUUCCAAGGCAUUAAAGAGUUCUUUCGCUUUGCUAUUCCUUCCGCUAUAAUGGCUUGUCUCCAAUGGUGGUCUUACGAGCUUACGACAGUGCUUGCUGGUCUUUUUCGACCAAACCCAGAGCUUGAAACUUCAAUCUUAGCCGUAUGUGUAUCAAUGAACAUUACAAUCUAUUCAAUACCAGAAUCCAUUGGUUCAGCAGCAAGCACAAGAGUUUCAAAUGCCUUAGGAGCUGGAAAACCACAAGAGGCACGUGUGUCAGCCUUAUGUUCUAGGCUUCUAGCAACUUGUGAGGCUCUUAUAGUAAGCUCGAUUGUCUUUGCUAGCCAGAAUGUUUUAGGUCGUGUUUUUAGCAACGAGCCAGAUGUAAUAGCCUAUGUCACAGAUAUAGCUCCUCUGUUAGUUAUGUCUGUUUUUUUAGACUCCUUGCAAGGUACCAUUACAGGGAUUGCUAGGGGAAGUGGGUGGCAGCAUAUUGGGGCAUAUGUGAACUUUGGAGCUUAUUAUGUUGUUGGAAUUCCACUUGCUGCAAUUUUGGGUUUCUGGGCAUGCAUGAGAGGAAAAGGACUUUGGCUUGGAAUAACUACUGGUACAUUUUGUCAAGUGGUCGUGCUAUUGCUCAUAAUAAGUUGUACUGAUUGGGUAAAGGAGGCAAAACAGGCUAGGGAGAGGACAUUGCAGAGAACUUUGGCAGAAGAAGAAGAAAAUAUUUUGAUUUGAGCAACUAAAAUGUACUAAUUAAUUGUUGCGCCAAUUACCAUCUUUUAGAUGAGGAAUUAAGUAUGUGUAUUUUACUGUUUUAUUAACCCAAUUUAGCCCUUUUAAAAUUGGCCCAUUUGCAUUAUUGUAAUGUUGUUUGAUAAAUUAAAUAAUGGGUUUUGUGUUUUGCA
Prosopis cineraria is the source of this 2188-nucleotide messenger RNA. Its product is annotated as protein DETOXIFICATION 14-like. The record is from RefSeq and is a predicted model, not a curated record. Bases 561 to 2018 code for a protein of 485 amino acids. The transcript has 9 exons. Lineage: Eukaryota; Viridiplantae; Streptophyta; Magnoliopsida; Fabales; Fabaceae. Gene Ontology annotation, cellular component: membrane. Gene Ontology annotation, molecular function: xenobiotic transmembrane transporter activity; antiporter activity. Gene Ontology annotation, biological process: xenobiotic detoxification by transmembrane export across the plasma membrane.